Messenger RNA from Cylindrotheca closterium, 1512 nucleotides. Lineage: Eukaryota; Bacillariophyta; Bacillariophyceae; Bacillariales; Bacillariaceae. The record is from the annotation of a GenBank genome assembly.
AUGCUGGAACCAAUAUCUGCUGGAAGAUUGAGAGGACAAACCAAAGAUGAUCCAGCGCCAUCGUCACUGUCAUCAUCAAUAUGGCCAUCUGCUCGACUUGCUAGAAAUGAUCCAAACCAAUCCACGUUAUCAUCAAUAUGGUCAUCUAGCAGGCUUGCCCAAAACUCUGGUAACAAUCAAUCCACAACAGAUGACUCAUCGGGCGAAUCCCUAUUUGGAAGGACUCUUUCCAAUUUCUUGUCCUAUUCUUCUCCGACCCCAAAACCAACCAAGCUAGAAUCUUCUGAAGUAAACUCGCUUCCUUCCAUCUGUUUGGAAAGCCCUGAUGAUCCUGUAUGCGACAAACUCCAUUGGGCUUACUACCACCCGGAAUACUAUACACGAGGCAAGGAGAAUUUCCCUCCUAAUGAAGAGAAUGGUCCCACGCCGUCGCCAGUAUCACCUCGAACGGCCAAUGUUCCAACGGUCCGAUACAUGGCCACAUCUUCGCCCACGAGAGACAUGUGCUAUGGAAACAUGGCCAAAUUCAUGCACGGCAAGUUUUGUCAUUCGGAAAUGCCCUCGGUGUCCAGUGAGCCCUCUGAGCAACCCACCUAUUUUCCAACGAGUGUUGAAGGAGAAGACUCUCGUCCAGUGGGGUCUGCAUCUACUCCCGUACCGAGUGAAUCUCCAAGUGCAGCUCCUUCCCACUGGCCUAGUGAAUCGCCAAGCGCAUCUCCUUCCUACUGGCCUAGUGAAUCGCCAAGCGCAUCUCCUAGUAUCGAUAUGGACGAUGAUGUUGUCCAUUUCGAAGAUCCAGAUUCCGAAGAUGUGGCACCCACACCUUCGCCGACCCAGGCGCCCACACUUUCCUGGCGCGAGUUUCCGACGCACCCUCCUGCAUCUUUUAGCAAUGAUGAGAGUGAAGACAAUGGUCGACCAAAUGAUGACAACGGUGAUUAUAUCGAGCCUCCUAGAGAUCCCAAUGCAGUCCGCCUCAAAUUGUAUUGGCAACAAGGCUACUAUUGGCAAGAGGAGACAUUCGAACGGAAAUGGUGCAUGCGAUGUGAGAAUAACCUAGACUGCCAAGCUGGAGAAAAGCUCUUUUUGGGCGACUGUGCCAACAAUUGGCAAACGACAGCGUAUUUUGACCUGAUCUCCUAUCGAGAUCACGAGUUUGUACAAAUUCAAGUAAUUUCGGCCAACGGAAAUGAAAAAAAAGGUCGCCAACGGCGGGGGCGUAAUGGCCGAUCGUCAUCAUCCGAACUAUGCGUGGAACGCAGCGCUGGACGACAUGUGACUUUGCAGCGGUGCCACGCCGAUGCUAAGGAAGAACAGCUGUGGAAAGCACCGCAAGGAUCUUUUCGAGACAUUCGAAAACGCAACAAUCGAUUUGAGCUAUCACAAUCCUUAUUUGGCGGCAUGAAUUACUGCUUGACAAAUCACCACCACCCGAAAUACGGAGAACCAUUGGAAAUGUACACUUGCAAUGAAGCAAGGCGGGACGAAACAAGUUUUUGGAAUACGUAUUAG